CGCGUGUAGAAAAGACAGAUAGCAACGACGAACAGCAGGAGCCAGCUGGAGACGAAUUUUGAAACUUUUGUCCGAUGCCAUCGCGCGUGGCCGUGAUCGGCGCGGGAGCCGCCGGGCUGGUGGCGGCGCGCGAGCUGAGGCGCGAGGGCCACGCGCCCGUCGUCUUCGAGCGCGCCACCGGCGUGGGCGGCACCUGGCUCUACGACCCGGCCGCCUCGUCCGACCCGCUCAGCGCCGGCGGUUCCUACUCGAGUCUCUACGCCUCCCUCCGCACCAACCUGCCCCGCGAGAUCAUGGGCUUCCUCGACUUCCCCUUCGUCGCCGUCGAGGGCACCGACAGCGACCAGCGCAGGUUCCCCGGGCAUGAGGAGGUUCUCCGGUACCUCCAGGAGUUCGCGCGGCGGUUCGACCUCCUCGGGAUGGUCCGGCUCGGAACAGAGGUGGUCCGCGUGCACAGGGACGCGAGCGCGGCGAGCUGGAGGGUGGCGUAUAGCUCGAGCAAGCUCGCCGGCGUCGGCAGCGAAGAAGUAGAGGUGGGGGAGGAGGAGGCGUUCGACGCCGUCGUCGUCUGCAACGGCCACUUCAGCGAGCCGCGCCUCGCCCACAUCGCCGGCAUAGAUAGUUGGCCCGGCAAACAGUUGCACAGCUACAAUUACCGUGUGCCCGACCCAUUUCACGGCCAAGUUGUGGUGAUAAUAGGAUAUCAUCCCAGUGGGAUAGAUAUCUCGAGGGAACUUGCUGGUGUCGCCAAAGAGGUCCAUGUUGCCAUCCGAUCGGCGCCUUGUGAAAUGCAGACUACUCCUACUACUGAUCGUUCCAACUUGUGGCUACAUUCCAUGAUUGAGCGUGCCGAGGAAGAUGGCUCUAUUGUGUUUCAAGAUGGCAGUCGUAUCAAAGCGGAUGCUAUUGUGCAUUGUACUGGAUACAAGUAUAACUUCCCGUUCAUAGGUGAUGACAUUGGUACCUAUGUGGAAGACAACUGCGUGCGACCGCUCUACAAGCACGUGUUCCCUCCCCAACUAGCUCCUCACAUCUCCUUCAUCGGAUUGCCCUUCGCGUCUAUCCUUUUUCCAUUGUUUCAACUCCAAAGCACCUGGGUGGCUCGAGUUCUAUCAGGAAGAAUUGAGCUCCCAUCACAAGACAACAUGAUGCAUGAUGUGGCAGCAUUUUACGCAGACAUGGAAGCUCGCGGAUGCCCCAAGAGAUCCACUCAUGACCUCAGAUGCACGUUUGAGUACGAGGACUGGUUGGUGGAGCAAUGUGGGAUGGAGAAGAUCGAGGAGUGGAGGAAACUUAUAUACAUCAUGGAAAGAACCACGGCGCCCGAUCGGCAUGAGAGCUAUCGAGACGAGUGGGAAGACAACCAUUUACUGGCACAGGCACAGCGGGAUUUCACAAAGUAUCUCUGAUUUAAUGUCAUCCAGAAACUCUUUCCAUCUACUCACUAUUUGGCUUCCAUCGGUGAAUUACUUUGUUUCAGUGCUUCUUUUAAUUUGCAUAUGUACAAAAUCUUGAAAAAAAAAAUUGAGGCAUGUAGCAGACAUGAAAUCAAGAUCAGAUGAAAUGCCCAAAAUACAUCGUUUCAUAAUAUAGGUAAUCAUUUGACUUGAACUCAUGUACCAAGACAAUGAAGUUGGUGUUAUCGAUAGUGGGCGACAGGUAUGGCGGCAUGGGAAUACUAUGAUGUAAUUGUGAUCAAACCUGUUAUGGUAAAGUGUAAUAAAUAGCCAAAGUCAAGUCAACCCAAUAACCAGAGUCCAAGCUACUAGUCAUGGUUAGCAAGUCAAAGAUAAAGAAAAGCUAAAUGAUGUUUAAAUUACAAAAUUUACAGGCAUAUAUUUGUUUCCAUUAUCUACCUAUUUGAUUUUUUCCCCUUAAAACCAUGUGAUUUUUGCUAAAUAUGCCCUGAGAUGUCUUAUGCUAUGUUUGUUUGGUCAUUUCCUCUCGCUCUAUCGACAUCAUAGAUGUGAAAGGA
Lolium perenne is the source of this 1975-nucleotide messenger RNA. RefSeq names its product flavin-containing monooxygenase FMO GS-OX5. The record is from RefSeq and is a predicted model, not a curated record. Gene Ontology annotation, molecular function: flavin adenine dinucleotide binding; N,N-dimethylaniline monooxygenase activity; NADP binding. Lineage: Eukaryota; Viridiplantae; Streptophyta; Magnoliopsida; Poales; Poaceae.